AGAGAGAGAGAGAGAGAGAGAUGUGUGUGUGUAUGUAUAUGUAUAUAUAGUUAUCAAGAGCUCAGUAUAUAUUUCAGAUAAUUGAGGUCAUCAUUAGUUAUUGAUGACAGUGGCUUCAUGCCUCAAAUAUGUACCCUUAUAUCAACCAAUAUUACUGCACCUGGCUGCAGAACUGGCUGGUGUGACUGUCAGAGGUGCUGUGUCCGGUUUGUUGUUACACUGGACACAUCCUAUGGCCAGUCUUGGUCUUGUAGCACCUCAACCAAUUACCAGAUUGAAUCAUGUUAGCCAAACUUCAAAGUGUGGUCAGAGGCGGUGGUGGAGUGGGGGAAGGCGGGGCUGGAAGAAGAGGAAAAGAAAGAAGUGGUGGUAGUGGUAGUGGUGGGGGAGUUAAGAAUAGUUGUAAUGUUGUUGUGGGUGGUGGCGUUGGAAAUGGUGGUGGUGGUGGUAGUGUUGUUGGUAGAGGUAGGGGUUGGAGUGUGCAAGAACCAAAGGAAGAGGUCAGAAAUAGUGGUAGUGGUAGGAGUUGUGGUAGUGGUAGAAGUGGUGGUAGUGGUAGGGGUUGGAGUGUGCAAGAACCAAAGGAAGAGGUCAGAAAUAGUGGUAGUGGUAGGAGUUGUGGUAGUGGUAAGAGUGGUGAUAGUGGUAGGAGUGGCGGUGGUGGUGGUGGUCGUGGUGGUGGUGGUGGUAACAUUGCAGAUGUCCAGAGUGUGAACUCCAAUUAUGAAAGUCUGGAGUCUGACCGUUAUAGUGAAGAUGUCCAAAAUAAUGUAAUUGACAUCAGUAAUGUCGGUAGCGUUAGUCGGUGCAAUAAUGACGACAACAACAACGAAAGCAACAACAGCGUCAACAACAAAGACAAUAACAACAGCAACAACACUGACAACAAUGUCGGCAAUGACCACAGUAUUGGAAGCAGUAGUUGUGGUGAGAGUAACUAUAAUAGUGUCCGCAGCAGCAACGUAAGCAGUAGUAGCUGUAGUAGUAGUAUUAAUGGGAACGGUACUAAUUGUGGUGGUAGUAGUAGUAGUAGUAGUUGUAGCAUGAGGAAGAAGAACAACACUAACAGUGACAGUAGUAACAUGUAUAGCACGUGCAACGAUGUUGAGCAUUUGUGUGACUUGUCCGAGUCUGCAGCAAGUUAUACAACGACAGAUGCAUCACUUACAAAAUCUGCACCAGAAAGGUGCAUAACCCCUUCAACGCCAACACCAACACCAAGUACAACUACAAUUAAUACCACCACUACCACAGAAACAAACACAAAUACUACUACUACUGCUAAUAAUUAUGAUAACAAUAAUAGUAAUAAUAAUAAUAAUAAUAAUAAUAAUAAUAAUAAUAAUUCUACUUCAACAAGGGUGAGGAAGUUUACAUGUCACAGUAAUGGCAGCAGCAGCUGUAGUAACAGUUGUAGUAGCAUGUGCAGUUGCAACAAGACCAACAGUUGUUGCAACAAUCAGGUGCAACCAAUGUGUGCAGAAGUUUCUUUCAAGAGUAAGAGUAAUACUUAUAGCAACAAGUGCAGCUGCAACAGCAAUGAUAACAACAACAUCAUUGAUAGACAACCACCGCAAGAUAACAUUACUUUGGAUGGUGCCGUAAAGCGGCCCAACAGUAGGACUAGCGUCGAAACCAAAAAAAUCCAUAACCAUGUCGAGGCCCUAAAAGACAUGGAACCAAGUUUAGUUGUUGUUAAUUCUAAAGCUUCAACAAUGCCACCGAGUACAGCAUCUGCUAUUGUAGCAGCAGCACGUCGAACUCAGUCAUACAACCACAAAACUGUGCAAACUGCAAUGAUUCAGAAACCACCCGAGAGACGGGUGACAGCAUUUGAAAGGAUAUCCACAGAUUUGGAAACAAAUCCAAAACUCAUCCGAGAACUUUCACUUGGAAAGAGGAUUGGUUUUUAUCGGAUCCGAGGAGAAUUGGGCAGUGGUAAUUUUUCAUCAGUGAAGCUUGGCAUUCAUACUUUGGUAAAAGAAAAAGUUGCAAUAAAAAUUUUGGAUAAAACCCGUCUUGAUUUGAAAACUCAGCGCCUGUUGUCAAGAGAGAUUGAAAUUAUGGAACACCUACGGCACCCUAAUAUCAUACGAUUAUAUGAAGUUGUAGAAACACUAGCCAAGGUACAUUUGAUCAUGGAAUAUGCACCAGGUGGAGAGCUUUUUACCAAACUAUCGAAUGAAGGGCGACUAACGGAACCUGAAGCAAAAUUCAUCUUUGCUCAGAUACUUUCUGCUGUUGAACACAUGCACAGCCACUAUAUCAUCCACCGGGACUUGAAAGCCGAGAAUGUUUUCUAUGCAGCCCCAUUCUUUGUUAAAGUAGGAGACUUUGGUUUCAGUACGAUUUGUCGAUCAGAGCAGCAAGAACUAAACACCUUCUGUGGCUCCCCACCUUAUGCUGCACCAGAGCUCUUCAGAGACGAUAUCUAUUAUGGAACAUUUGUUGAUAUAUGGGCGCUGGGUAUUCUGCUUUAUUUCAUGGUCACUGGUUCCAUGCCAUUUCGAGCAGAGAAUGUCACGAGAAUGAAAAAAUGUAUUCUUAAUGGUAUGUAUGCAAUUCCGAUGUUUGUGUCUGAUAGCUGCCAUUUUUUAAUUCGAGGAAUAUUGAGGUCUCUACCUCAGGACAGAUUUACUAUAGAAGAAAUUAAGAACAGUGAGUGGUUAGCAGGGGAAAACUAUCCAAAGGCUUUGCCGCCAUACAGACUUUGUCCCACUGUUAAUCUCACAGAAUUAAAAGCAGAUGAACAAGAGACCAUUAGGAUCCUUUGCCAGCUAGGAAUUACACAAGAACAUCUGAAGGAGGCCAUCCGUAAGAAUACGAGGAACUCUAUAAUUGGUGCUUACCGCAUUGUAUUGCAUCGAAUACAGAAGAAGAACCAAGAUAAAGAUAUUUAUGCUAUAGCAGAAUUUUCUUCUAGAUUAUUUAAACAACAGGACAAUAAGAAGAAAAUGAGAUCUCAUAUAUCAAAACUUUGUUCAAUCCUUUAAUGUACAGAAAAAGACACACGCAUAUACGCACACAAAAAUGUAUAUCAUCUGUUCAUGAACAGAAGAUACACUCAUAAGCGCACACACACAUGUGUAUAGUCCCUGAACAUGCAAAAGAUACUCCACAGACAAAAGCACAUGUGUACAAACUUCAAACUACAGAAGACAUACACAUACAUAAAGUGACAUUCACGCAAAAGUGUAUCUAUCUCUAUUCAUUUAAACACACAUACAUAUAUGUAUGUAUAUAUAUACACACAUAUAUAUGCAUAUGCAUAUAUAUAUAUAUAUAUAUAUAUAU
Messenger RNA from Octopus bimaculoides (California two-spot octopus), 3294 nucleotides. RefSeq lists its product as uncharacterized. Gene Ontology annotation, cellular component: cytoplasm. The record is from RefSeq and is a predicted model, not a curated record. Gene Ontology annotation, molecular function: ATP binding; tau-protein kinase activity. Lineage: Eukaryota; Metazoa; Mollusca; Cephalopoda; Octopoda; Octopodidae. Gene Ontology annotation, biological process: protein phosphorylation; intracellular signal transduction; microtubule cytoskeleton organization.